Leucoraja erinaceus (little skate) is the source of this 5068-nucleotide messenger RNA. Its product is annotated as integrin alpha-E-like. Gene Ontology annotation, biological process: cell-cell adhesion; cell adhesion mediated by integrin; integrin-mediated signaling pathway. Gene Ontology annotation, molecular function: integrin binding. Lineage: Eukaryota; Metazoa; Chordata; Chondrichthyes; Rajiformes; Rajidae. Bases 1237 to 4785 code for a protein of 1182 amino acids. The transcript is spliced from 30 exons. The record is from RefSeq and is a predicted model, not a curated record. Gene Ontology annotation, cellular component: integrin complex; external side of plasma membrane.
GAAAUUCCCCACAACAAACCUAAUGGGCUAAGUGCCGUACAAUCUGCUCAAUCAACAGAUGACUAAUGGAAAGUUUCCCGUCAGUGCUACUUGCCUACCAGUGAUAUGGAAAUAUAUUACUGUUCCUUCAUUGUUGCUGAGUCCAAAUGAGGAGUACUGUUACAAAGAGCAUGGAAUUAUAGCAAGAAAAUAUCUCACAAGCAUUUCACAAGGGUAGUGGGUGAUGGGAAGAUUUGCUAGUCGUGCCCACAAUUCAAACAAAAGGUAACAAAAGAAAAUACCGAUUGCACUAGUUAAUAGUUAUUACCUCCUAGAUGGAUCUAUUCAGGUUACUCUCCACUUCCCUGAUACACCUUAAUGCACACGACCACAGUUCAAUAACCUGCGACGUUUAUCUUUAUGAUCCUGACACUUAUUCAGGAUGUGGUGACUUGAUCCCUCGCAGGUCUUACAUAUUACAUCUAUGGCCUUCAAAGUGCGAGACAGGUUUAAGUACAUCCUGCCUGAAGUUAACACAACAACUGCAAGUGAUGACACUUUCUCCUCUGCACAGGAUCCUCUAUCUAAAAAAAACUUUACAUGAAGUUGCAGCUAUUAUUUGCACUCUAUGCAACGGGUAGAUUAUGCACCUGAUACAUUCACUUAGAUUUGCAAAUUUCCAGCAUGUGCAAAGACCUGAUUUUAGUGUGGAAACAGGCUCAUCGGCCCACAGAGUCCGCGCCAAGCAGUGUUCCCCGCACAUUAACAUUACCCUACACACACUAAGGACAAUUUUACACAUAUACAUUUAUACCAAUUAACCUACAAACUGAACGUAUUUGGAGUGUGGGAGCGAAGUGAAGUUCUUGGAGAUAACCCACGCAGGUCACGGGAAGAACGUACAAACUCCGUACUGGCAAGCGCCCAUAGUCAGGAUUGAACCCGGGUCUCUGGUGCUGUAAGGCAGCAACUCUACUGUGAUUCAUUAUUGCAGAGUUUUUAAUGUGUGAAUCACUUGAUUCAGUAGUCGGGGCUCUGUUUAUUGCUUAUGGUUUAGCUACACUUUGAUUUGGUUAAUUUUAACCAAUGGUAUCAAUCCUUCUAUAGUGAUGAAAUACUUUACAGAAUUAUUUACAUUUUACAUUAUUGUUUACACUAUAUGUUGUUCCAUUGAGGUCCUGGUACUCUCUACUCUCUUAAGUGAAAGCAGACAGGUUAUUUCAGAGAAUGAAAUGAUAGAAUGAUAAUGAUAUUGUUAUGCAUCCUUUUAUAUUGAUGACAUAUUUUACAGAAUUACUUCCAUUUUGCAUUUUGCUUUCUCUUCUAUUUGCAGCCCCGAAGGCAUUGUAUACCUUCAACAUUGAUACCAAAAUAAGGGUGGUGUUUCAAAAUCAUGACAAUGUACUGUUUGGACAGAAAGUUGUUCAAUACAAUCAUGAUGAAAACAGUGGGAUAUUGGUCAGUUCUCCUCUAUAUACAAAAGACAACAAAAGUUACGGGAGGAUGGAGAACUGUGAUCUAAAAAGCAAACAAUGCAACCCUAUCAAACUCCCAGAGACUAAGAGCGCACGCCGCAGACCUGGCUUCACUAUGGCUGCUAAUUUACUCCAUUCACAAUUUCUGCUCUGUCAGCAACAACGAAUAAGGCUUCAAAAGAAUAUUGAAGAUUUAAAUGGAAUUUGCACAGUCCUCUCAUCACAACUUAAAGAAAAAUAUACUAUUGAAACUACUUCAUUGGGAAUAGUCACACAAAACAACAACAACAACAACAACAACAAUAACAACAACAACAACAACAACAACAACAACAAUAACAACAACAACAACAGCAGCAGCAUUGAGAAUGAAGAGGAUGAUGAUGAUGAUUUCCCAGGAACAGAGAUUGCAGUUGUCCUGGACGGAUCAGGAAGUAUUGAUGAAAGUGAUUUUCGAAGAGCGAAAGAGUUUAUUAAAAACAUUGCAAGGAACAUUGGGGACAAAUGUCCUGAGUGCACAUUUGCCUUGGUUCAGUAUAGUGGUGAUAUCGAAACCAUAUUCAAUCUGAAGCAGAGUAAGGCAAUGGGUAGCAGGAUUUUCCAAGUUGUUGAUGACAUGCCUCAACUCGGUCGCGUCACAAAAACAGCUUCUGCAAUACAACAUGUUCUGGACAAUAUCUUCGAUGAAUCGCAAGGCUCCAAAAGAUAUGCGAAACAGUUUAUGAUUGUGAUAACAGAUGGAGAUAUAUACGACGAUCCAAUGAACCUAACCGAAGUAAUCAACUCGCCUAAGAUUGCUAAAGUGACUCGGAUUGCUGUUGGGGUUGGUGCCAACUUUCAGAGCAACAAUGACCUGAAGCUAAUUGCCUCCGAUCCAGAUGAAAAACAUCUGUUCAAAGUGGAUAACUAUGCUGCUUUAAACGAUCUGAUGGCAGAUCUUGAAAAAAAUAUAGUUGGAAUUGAAGGUACCCAAGGACCAAACAUUAGCGCCUUUCAUCUCGAGCUGGCACAGAUUGGUUUUAGUGCAGAUUACUCCAGUGAUGGCAAUAUUUUACUUGGUGCUGUAGGAGCAUAUGAUUGGACUGGAGGAGUAAUGAUGUACAACAUAAAUAAUGGAACAACACAGUUUCUAAAUGAAUCCACACGAACACUUUCCGCUGCUUAUGGUUAUCUUGGGUACAGUGUGACUGGAGCAAAAGGAAAUAAUCAGCAACACCUUUACAUUGCUGGGGCCCCUCGACGCAACCAGACAGGCCAGGUCAUCGUGUUUGAGGCUGGAACUCCUGCCAAAAUAAAGCAGUAUCUUUCAGGACACCAGCUGGGAUCAUACUAUGGCUCGGAGUUGUGUCCCCUCGAUAUAAAUGACGACUCUGUAACAGAUCUUCUGCUGGUGGGUGCUCCGUUCUUUCACGUGCGUGGGGAGGAAGGCAUGGUUUACGUCUACCACCUGAAUGAAGAGGGUAUCUUUGAUGACGAGAUGAUCUUGACUGGAGUCGGCAGUGCUUCCAAUGCCAGGUUUGGCUAUGCCAUAGUAAACAUAGGUGACAUUAACAAAGAUCGAUACAAUGAUGUAGCUAUUGGAGCUCCAUUGGAAGAAGACCAUGGUGGCAGCAUCUACAUCUUUAAUGGGAAAAUAGAUGGCAUCCACAAAACCUAUUCCCAGCGAAUACAGGGGAAGGAUGUGAUGAGUGGUCUUCAGUACUUUGGGCAAUCAAUAGAUGGAGGAUCGGAUGUGGAUGGAGAUGGACUUCUUGAUAUUACAGUCGGUGCAAAGGACAAUGUUGUGGUGCUCAGCUCAAGACCAAUUAUCAACAUCGAGGUGAAUGUCGCAUUUUUGCCAAAGAUGGUGCCUCUGUCUUAUGCAACUUCCAAUGAGCAGAAGAAAACUAUUCAAGUUUCAGUGUGUUUUACUGCUCUAUCAAAGUUUGGACUAUUAGAUUUGAAGAAUUCUUUUGUCAAUUAUACCAUCAACCUGGACAAAAAACAGAAAAAUAAAAGGGCGAUGUUUACAAAAAGUGAUGCAACUCCUGUGUCCCUGUCAGAUUCUGUGAGGAUUUCUACUGCAGGCUGCAAAAACUAUUUAAUCUCUCUCCAGCAUUGUACAAUUGAUUGCGUCUCUGCGAUUGAUGUGGAAGUGAACUACACGCUGCACAACAUUGAAGAGAAAGAUCAACCACCUUCACCCGUUCUUAACAAAGCCACCAAAUCUUUGGCAACUUUUGAGCUCCAAUUUCAGAAGGACUGUGGAUUUGAUGACAUAUGUGUUUCAAAUCUCACUAUGGACUGCAAUUUUACAAAUGACUUUACGUGGAUUGUUGGCAAGAUAAGAGAAGCGAGUUUAAAGAUCUUUCUGUCCAACACUGGAGAAGAUUCGUAUCUCACCACAAUGGACCUAUCCUAUCCAAAAAGCUUUUACUUCAAGGAGAUCUCAAAAUCUCUGUCUUCACAGCACAUUGGCGUCAAAUGUACAGAUCAAGCAGCAUCAUCUUCCUUGUCAUUCUUAAAAUGUGCGAUUUCCCAUCCGGUCUUCAAGAAGAAUUCACAGGCAGAACUCACUGUUUUUUGGGACCUUGACAUAGCUCCGUUUAAGGAAGAAUUUGCAACCAUCAGCAUCAAUGUCACCAACAAAAAUGAAGUUGGGGAUUUUAUUCAAUGGACCCACUAUAUUCCCACGAAGCAUGGUUUGAAUGCAUUCCUGAAACCACUAAAUCAAAUAACCAAAGUUAACAUCCACGAUAAUGACGUGAAUAGAGCUGUAAUCUUUCAUUUCCAGGCCACUGUGGACAACCCUUACAAUGCUGUAAUAAAACUGAGAAUAUCAAUCCCAGUCAAAGUCCAACAGCUUGACAUCCUGGAUUCGGAACGUUUGAGAGCGCAGAAAAAUUUGAAAGAUUGUUUGGAAGUACGGAAUAUCAAAAAACAUAAAAAUUCACAGAAAGGAAAAGAUAAAUGGGACUGUGACAUGGAAGAAUGUGAAUGCCUGUAUUUUGAGUGUAUGCUUACUGCCUCAAAACAAGAUAUCAUUGUAACGGCAAACUUAAUAAAGGACAAUCUAAAAAAGCUCAUCCAGGAGAAGGCUGAUAUUGUUGUCUCAGGAAGUGUCGUAUUUGAUAGAAACCUCUAUCAACAAUCGCAUGAUGCUGAAGACCAAGGUCAUAAUGUCGAGAUAUACGUGAACGUUGUAAAUGUUCCAGUUUUUAAUGCUAUCCCGUUGGUUGCUGGGAGCACAGUUGGUGGAAUCCUGCUCCUUCUUCUGGUGAUUUUCAUCCUCUACAAAUGUGGCUUUUUCAAACGAAGUUACAAGGACAAGAUUGAGGAGAAAGAAGAGUGAACAAUUAAAAUGAUGGAAGGUAGACAAAAAUGCUGGAAAAACUCAGCGGGUGAGGCAGCAUCUAUGGAGUGAAGGAAUAGGUGAAGUUUCGAGUCGAGGCCCUUCUUCAGACUUUUGGAAUGAUGAUGGAAUAAUUUUCUGUAAAUAGCGAUUCAUUCAGAGGAAAUAUUUUUUAACGGAAUGUAAUGUAUUUUGUAUUGAUUAAUCUUUCGUGUGGUAACGCAACAAGUGUAAUUGCUGCAGAUGUCACAAUGAUAAAGCCACAGGCAAUUUUUCACCAGAU